GUCCGCAGUUUUGUUUGGUAUAGGAAUAUGGAUAUCUGCAGACGCAGUAAUAAAUGCAAUCUAUUAUGAUUUGACAAUAGAAGGAUCAACAGUUCCUAAUACGUCAAACCUUUGGAUUAUUUUUGUCAUUUCGUAUAUUGCUAUAGUGCUCGGUCUUCUAUUGUUUGUUGUCAGUAUAACUAUUCUGGUGAAGUUAGAAAAUGUGAAAAUUAAUAAAAUUAUAUCAUUAAUUAACUUCGUUUUGAUGAUUCUUGCUUUAAGUUGCCUUAUUUUAUUAGCGAAAUCUGAUGAUUUUAUUAAACCUAGAAGACUUCGAGAUGUUUUGGCUAAAGUUCUUAAGUAUAAAACAGAAAAUUAUCUGUUCUCAAAUGAAGACAAGAUGUUUAUGGAUACGAUACAAAGCACGGUAGGUUGUUGUGGAGAAAAAGAUGCUGACGUUUAUGUUGAUAAUAAAUAUGUUCCAUAUUCGUGCAAAAGAUUCACAGGAGUUGGCUGUGUUGAAAAAUCGUUAAGAUACAUAGAUACGAGAUUGGAUAUUUACAGAGGAAUAUAUGGAACAAUUUUUAUUUUACAGAUUAUUGCACUGUUCACUUCUAUUAAACUUGUAAUGAAGCACAGUUUCCAAGAUUCAAAAGACAAUCAGAACAAUAGUAAGCGGUUUUUAAACUUUAAAGACAACAAAAGGAACAAUUGUACAUAAUAAAGAUUUAAUUCUAUUAAGAUGAAUAUUCGUCUAAAUAAAUAUGACGUUCUUAUUUAAUUCAAGAAUAAUUAAAAUUAUUUAUUUUGUAAAGGAAUUA
Messenger RNA from Centruroides sculpturatus (bark scorpion), 800 nucleotides. RefSeq lists its product as uncharacterized. The record is from RefSeq and is a predicted model, not a curated record. Bases 245 to 700 code for a protein of 151 amino acids. NCBI's taxonomy places the organism in Eukaryota, Metazoa, Arthropoda, Arachnida, Scorpiones, Buthidae. Gene Ontology annotation, cellular component: membrane. The transcript is spliced from 6 exons.